Messenger RNA from Lobosporangium transversale, 500 nucleotides. RefSeq lists its product as hypothetical. The transcript has a single exon. The record is from RefSeq and is a predicted model, not a curated record. NCBI's taxonomy places the organism in Eukaryota, Fungi, Mortierellomycota, Mortierellomycetes, Mortierellales, Mortierellaceae. Bases 193 to 459 code for a protein of 88 amino acids.
GUUAGGGCAUCAGGCUUUGUUCAUACCUUCAGCGAUAAGCUGUUCACUGCCAACAGCCUUGCCUAGUCCUUUCUUGGCACUACCGACAGCAGAGUGGAAAGUAUCGGAGAUCCCAGUCAUGAUGAUAGCAAGUUAUACAAGUGCUAUAUUUUUGUUAUAAUCGUUGUGCCUGUUUUGUUGUUAUGAGAGAGGAUGUUGGCUGACUUGAUGGUUAAGAAGACCAAAAGAACAGCCUUUUAUAGCCAAGAGUGCCUCUAUAACUUGAUACCGCUCUUUUUCAUAUCGGUCUGCGUGGUUUCUUUUUCAACCAAAUAUUCAAGGGUGACCCAACCCGCGAUUCAAAGGAAAGUGUUUCAGGAUCAAACCUCUAUAUCGUUAACUAGGCUGGAUAGGAUUCUACUUCUGACUGUGUUUUACAAGUUCUUAUUUUAUUUUUUGACUAGACAGAAAAGAAGAUGAAUAUAAUUAAUGUUGUAGGCCUCGUUUCUACAAAGUCAUUG